UUUUUUAGUCACAUAUUAUCCGCCAUAGAUAUAACUUAUAUACAUAUAUAUAAUUCCCCAACAAACUUCACUUUUCCACCCCGCCGGCCUCAUCCACAGAUUCCCCAAUGGCCGCGACGAGGAUUUGCACCAUCCUCAUCCUCUUCGCCACCGUCUUCCUCCACCUCUCCGCCACCAUUUCCGCUAUUGGAGUAAACUACGGCACCUUCGGAAACCUCCCUUCCCCAACCCAAGUAGCCAAUUUUCUCAAAACCCAAACCAUAAUUGACAGCAUCAAGAUUUUCGACGUCAAUUCAGACAUACUCAGAGCUUUUGCCAACACCGGAAUCACGGUCACGGUCACCGUCCCCAACAAUCUGAUUCCGGCGCUUGUAAAUGUUCGCGAAGCUCGCAGGUGGGUCGCAGCCAACAUCGCUCCUUUCCAUCCACAAACCAGAAUCAACCGCAUCUCAGUCGGAAAUGAAGUCCUGCUCACCCUCGACAAUAAUUUAAUUUCCAAUCUUGUCCCCGCCAUGAGAAGUCUCCACCGAGCCCUGAUGCGCUCUGGAAUACGAGACAUUCAGGUCACAAGCGCACAUGCACUUAACAUAAUCGCAUUCGACCUCACCGCUUCACCGAGCUCAGUCCGGUUCAGACCGGGUUGGGACGUGGGGGUUUUAGCGCCAAUGCUCCAGUUUUUACGGCAGACGAGAUCGCCGCUAAUGGUGAACCCGUAUCCGUAUUUUGGGUUUGAUCCGAACAAUGUAAACUACGCGAUUUUCAGGCCGAACCGAGGGAUCCGCGACAGAUUCACAGGCCACGUAUACAAGAACAGUUACGAUGCUUUAAUUGAUGGGACAUACUCGGCCAUGAAAGCUUUGGGUUAUGGCGACGUGGGGCUGGUAAUCGGAGAAACGGGUUGGCCAUCGGCGUGCGACCAGUGGUUUUGCAGCCCGGAAAUUGCAGCUGGGUUUAACAAAAAUGUGAUAUGGAGAGCGACAAGACAAGGGACGCCAUUGUUGCCUAGAAAACGAUUCGAGACUUACAUUUUUGCUUUGUUUAAUGAAGAGUUGAAGCCAGGUCCAACUGCAGAAAGGAACUGGGGAUUGUUUAGACCAGAUUUCAGUCCGGUCUAUGAUGUCGGAAUCAUGCGAAACGGGGGUGGUGGAGGACAUGUAAGGCCAAGACCAUUGCCAGGGAAGAAAUGGUGCGUGCCAAAACCUCAAGCCAACAAUGCACAGCUGCAAGCCAACAUAGACUACGUGUGCAGCCAAGGAAUUGACUGCCGCCCUAUUCAACCCGGCGGUAUCUGCUUCAACCCCAACACCUUGGCCGCACACGCAGCCUAUGCCAUGAACUCCUUCUACCAACUCCGAGGCCACGCCGCCCAUACCUGCGAUUUCUCCGGCACAGGUCUAUUAACCGCGGCUGACCCCAGCUCUGGAUCAUGUAGAUACAUAUGAUGGACCUGAAUGUCUAAGUAUAAGAGAAGAACAGCACUUUGUAGAGCUUGCAGACUCUGAUUCAAGAUCUUGAUGUGGCAAAUGCCUUUUGUUUUUUUUUAAAGGAAAUUCUUUAACUCAUGAAUUGUGUCUGCUACCUGCAGAUAAUUUUGUGUUUAAUUUAUUUUCAGAGUUUCAGAGA
Carica papaya (papaya) is the source of this 1623-nucleotide messenger RNA. RefSeq names its product glucan endo-1,3-beta-glucosidase-like. Gene Ontology annotation, biological process: carbohydrate metabolic process. The record is from RefSeq and is a predicted model, not a curated record. Gene Ontology annotation, molecular function: hydrolase activity, hydrolyzing O-glycosyl compounds. Lineage: Eukaryota; Viridiplantae; Streptophyta; Magnoliopsida; Brassicales; Caricaceae.